UCUUUUAUCUUUUUUUUUAUUUCUUUCUUUUCCUGUUUUCUGUUACCAAUGGAUAUUAAAAAUCUCUUUAGCGUUAAAGACAAAGUCGUUUUGGUUACUGGUGGAUCGCGCGGGAUUGGCGAGAUGAUCGCCACUGGUUUUGUCGCUGCAGGCGCCAAUGUUUACAUUACCAGUCGCUCGGCCGAUGUAUGCGAAAAGGUUGCCAAGCAAUUGACCGAAAAGGGACCUGGUCGAUGCGUUGCUCUUCCUGCCGACUUGCAGAAAUUGGACGAAGUCCACCGUCUGGUUGCCGAAUUGAGCAAACGUGAAAAGCAUCUGGAUGUGCUUGUGAAUAAUGCCGGUGCCAAUUGGAAUGAAAGUUUUCAUGAUUAUCCUGAUGCUGCAUUUGAGAAAGUGCUCAAUCUCAAUUUGAAGCGCAUCUUUUCUUUGACACAAGCAUGCUUACCUUUGUUAACUGCCAAAGCGAGUGUGUCCGACCCAUCCUCGGUGAUUAAUAUUGGUUCUAUUGAUGGUAUUCGCCCUCCCCCACAAGAGACAUAUGCUUAUGCGGCUUCCAAAGGUGGACUUCAUCAUUUGUCGCGUCAUUUGGCGGGUAAACUGGGUGAUCAGGGUGUGCUGGUGAAUACUAUUGCACCUGGAGCUUUCCCAUCCAAGAUGAUGAAGGCCACCCUGGAUAAUUUUGGUGACAUUAUUAUCAGCAAAAUCCCUGUUGGCCGCAUCGGCACACCUGAGGAUAUCGCCGGUACCUGCAUCUACCUGGCUUCUCGUGCAGGUCACUAUACCAAUGGAGCCACUAUUACUGUAGACGGAGGCGCCUUGAUAUCGAACUUAUAAAUCCCUUUCCUCUCCCCCUUUUGUACCCUUUUUUCUUCACUUUGACCAAUACUUUAUAGCCUUUUCUUUUUGUAUUGCACUAUCCUAUGAAAAAAAAAAUCAUGUUUUUAACUAGAGAUGAGAAUAACAGGAGGUGUACAAAAUGUGCGCGCCAAAAC
Radiomyces spectabilis is the source of this 992-nucleotide messenger RNA. RefSeq lists its product as uncharacterized. Bases 49 to 834 code for a protein of 261 amino acids. Gene Ontology annotation, molecular function: oxidoreductase activity. The record is from RefSeq and is a predicted model, not a curated record. The transcript is spliced from 7 exons. Lineage: Eukaryota; Fungi; Mucoromycota; Mucoromycetes; Mucorales; Radiomycetaceae.